Messenger RNA from Cordyceps militaris CM01, 699 nucleotides. Its product is annotated as extracellular protein. Bases 1 to 699 code for a protein of 232 amino acids. The record is from RefSeq and is a predicted model, not a curated record. The transcript has a single exon. NCBI's taxonomy places the organism in Eukaryota, Fungi, Ascomycota, Sordariomycetes, Hypocreales, Cordycipitaceae.
AUGAAAGUCAUCAGCACCAUCCUCGCCGCCUCCAGCCUGGCCUCCCUCGGCAGCGCGCACAUGGAGAUGAAGAGCCCUCCCGCUCUGCGCUCCAGCUUCAACCCCAACACGGGCGACAACGUCGACUACGACAUCCGAUCGCCGCUCAACUCGGACGGCUCCGACUUUCCGUGCAAGGGCGACCUCGGGCUGCUCAGCACGCCCGCGGGCCGGCCCGUCGCGACCUGGGCGCCCGGCGGCACCUACUCCUUCGUCAUCCACGGCAACACGCCGCACGACGGCGGCAGCUGCCAGGCCUCGCUGUCGUUUGACGGCGGCCGCACCUUCAAGGUCGUGCACUCGUACGUCGGCAACUGCCCCGUCGACGGCGACUCCAGCUACCAGUUCACGCUGCCCGGCGACACCCCCGCCGGCCAGGCGCUCUUUGCCUGGAGCUGGUUCAACAACGAGGGCAACCGCGAAAUGUACAUGAACUGCGCCGUCGUCACCAUCGCCGGCGGCAGGACGCGCCGCGACGCUGCUCCGCUUGCCGGCAGGCCUGACAUGUUUGUCGCCAACGUCGGCAACGGCGUCUGCACGUACGAGGGCACCGAUCUCGAGUUUCCCCAGCCCGGCCCGGAUGUGACCAGGAACACGCGACGUCCGCAUGCGCCUGGCCGCGGCACUUGUGAUAUCUGGGGCGGCGGCGACGACCAGUAG